CAAUCAUCUUCCAUAUAUGGCCAAUAUAAAGUUCACUCCAACUGUUCGAAGUUCUAACCAUUGACUUUUUGUUCUCGAUCAACCACGAUGUCCCAAGCCUCACAACCCCAGCCCACUUCCUCCUCCGGUAUCUUUAACAAAAUACUACUCGCGAUCUCUGUCGGAUUCUCAGCAUGGGCCUAUCUCAAAGCUCGUCCUCCACCUCCCAAAACCUUGGGAUCACCAAAUGGGCCUGCUAUCACUUCUCCAAGGAUCAAGCUUCGUGAUGGAAGACACUUAGCCUAUGAAGAAUCCGGUGUUCCAAAAGAAACUGCCAAAUCUAAGAUAAUAUUUGUUCAUGGGUUCAGUAAUAGCAAGCACUAUCAUCCUUUUGCCACCUCAGCCUCACCAGAACUUGUUAAAGAGCUAGGCGCUUACUUCGUUUCGAUUGACCGGCCUGGCUAUGGCGAGAGUGACCCGGACCCUAACCGAACGGUGAAGAGCUUGGCGCUUGAUAUCGAGGAGCUCGCGGAUCAACUGAACCUCGGGCCGAAGUUCUAUGUGGCUGGAUUUUCUAUGGGUGGACAGGUCAUAUGGUCGUGUCUCAAGUAUAUCCCUCACAGGCUUGCGGGAGCUGUUCUUAUAUCUCCGGCGAUCAAUUUUUGGUGGUCAAAUCUACCUUUCAACUUAACCAACGAAGAGUAUUCACGACAACUUAAACGAGAUCAAUGGUCUUUGCGGGUUGCUCACCACCUACCAUGGUUGACCUAUUGGUGGAACACUCAAACAUGGUUUCCUGUCUUUUCUGUAUUGCGUGGACAUCCUGCUAGGAUAUCCCCCACGGAUAGGGAGAUUUUUUCGAAGAUGUUUAGUGCUGCGGAUCCAGUUAAGUUAAACAUAUUGAGAACACAUCCAAAACAACAAGGUGAUUUCGAGUCACUCCACCGUGACUUGAAUAUUACAUUCGGGAAGUGGGAAUUCGAUCCAAUGGAUAUCGAAAACCCAUUUCCAAACAACGAUGGAAAGGUUCAUUUAUGGAUGGGCGAUGAUGACCGGAUCGUGCCUGUGACAUUGCAACGAUAUAUAGCUGAACAAGUCAAAUGGGUCAACUAUCAUGAGGUCACUGGCGCAGGACACACGUUGCCGUAUGCUGAUGGUGUGGCUGAUGAUAUUCUUAAAUCACUUCUUAAAGAUCAAAGUUAAAUUUUUUUACAGUUCGGUUGUUACCGUAUGCUGAUGGUCAACUAUCAUAUUCUCUUUUUUAUUUAAAAAGUGUGAAUUUUUUUACACAACUUAGCAUAAUAUUUACGGGUGUAUGUUCAAUUUAGAAAGGUCUAUGCCAGUUUUGGGUCAAACUAGCGAACACUUAUAGCUAAACGAGUCAUGUGCAGGUCAAACUGACCGCAUCUUGGAAGUGACCAAAUCAGAAAUGUAACAGACCACAUCAUGCGAAAUUGCAGCAUCACAAUCACAUUAUGGAAUCAUUGCGUAUUGCUGCGUUUUCAUCACUGAAACAUGGCAUAUGCGCUCAUUUUAAAA
This is a messenger RNA of Helianthus annuus (common sunflower), 1518 nucleotides long. RefSeq lists its product as uncharacterized. The transcript is spliced from 5 exons. The record is from RefSeq and is a predicted model, not a curated record. NCBI's taxonomy places the organism in Eukaryota, Viridiplantae, Streptophyta, Magnoliopsida, Asterales, Asteraceae. The coding region runs from base 88 to 1182 and encodes 364 amino acids.